AUGCCUACUGCAAUUAGAGUGACCAACCGUACAGGUUUGGCCUGUACAGUACAGGUUUUGGACAAUCUGUCCAGUGUACAGGCAGGAAUGCGAUGUAUGCCACAAAUCUAUACGAAGAACUCAAUGGACAGAUUCGGUGAUGAUUUGUGUGCACUUCUCUUGUCUUAUCUCUCACUCGAAGAUCGGUUUCAAUACGAAUGUGUGUCCAAACAGUUCCAGAGGACAGUCUUCGGCAGUGUUGUCGACAUUGAUAUUAAUGACAAACUUAUAAACAAAACAACGCAACAAAAGGCAACUAUAAAGCAAUUAUUCUCCAGAAUUGCCACAAAGUGUGUCAACAUUCAGACCAUUGACUGCCGAGGAAUGAGCAAAAUGUGUGAAUCUCUUCUGCCCGAAGUUUUGACCGCAUUUUGGGAUAACAGCAAAAAUUUAGACGAAAUUUACUGCAAUUUAUACGAAAAUUUAGACCAAUUAUUUGACUCAAUCGGAACAACGCUUAGCCAAAUCUAUUACAUAUCUUCGCCAGAGAAUCAAUGGUUUAUUCAUUGCCACCAAUUGUCUCGAUUGCGAGUCCACUCAAUAGCCGACGCCUUUGUCAUGAUUUCUGGCCAAUUAAUGGCCAAAAAUUUGGACAAAUUUUACUUAAAUGACUACUCGAGUGAUGACCAAAAUUUGUUGUCCAAUUUUGUGGCACACAAUCAGUGUCUCACAAGUGUUAAUGUAAUCAUUUGUAAUGAUGAGAGUAUUUACAAACUGACGGCACAAUUGUCACGAUUAACGCAAUUACGGCGAUUGAGUCUCGGGGAAAUGGAUGACCAUUUUCUGGAUAAUUGUGACAAACAUUGGCCACGACUUCAGUACCUAUCCAUCAGUUAUUAUCACAUGACUCGCCGGUGUUUGUCACACAUCUCAAGACUACCGGCGCUGCAAACGCUUUCCAUUCAAUGCCAUCGCAUAGAAUAUGAUAUGACACAACAGAUGAAACACUUGACAUCACUCAACGCUAUGGAUGACAACAAACCACAGCCACAACUGUAUGCACUGAACUCAAUGGACAGAUUCGGUGACGAUUUGUUUGGACUAAUAUUAACCUAUCUCUCACUCGAAGACCGGUUCCGAUGCGAUAAACAACUAGUGGACGGGUUCGGACAACUGGUCACACGAAUCAGUUUAUCAUCAAUAAAAAGCAACAAAUUACUCCUUUAUUGCCCGCGAGCGUCACACUUACGGGUAAACUCGUUGGCCGACAUUUUCGACACCACUUCCGGACAAUUAUUGGCCAAAAAUCUAAAACAAUUUCAAUUCACGUAUAAUCCGAGCGAUAAUCAGCAACUGUUGUACACAUUUGUGGCCGAGAAUAAGUGCCUUCAAAGCCUUGUACACGACAGUACACUACAUGCGGCGUACUUGCGGUCAAUUGGCAUGAAUUGCAAACAAUUGGUCCGAUUGUCGCUCGUAUUGAAGGCCAGAUCCAAGGCUAUGGUUAACCAGACGUUGGAUUCGUUGCGAUUUUUUCCCCGAUUAAAACGAUUACAAUUAACGGUUUUUGUGGCCAUCUAUGGCAACUCUAUCGGGCCGUUGAGUCAAUGCAAAGCAUUAACACUACCGGCGCUGCAAAUGCUUGUCAUUGAAGGCGUUGGAAGCGUUGAUCUCUCGGACAAUGAUUUUUGUGAUCUAUUGUCGAGAAGUCCUAAACUAAAGAGCAUUGAAAUCCGUAAGAUAGAAUAG
Molecule: messenger RNA, 1728 nt
Organism: Medioppia subpectinata
Lineage: Eukaryota; Metazoa; Arthropoda; Arachnida; Sarcoptiformes; Oppiidae
Source: the annotation of a GenBank genome assembly